CGUCGGGCGGAGACACCGCCAUGGCGACAUGGUCUGGCCACACAAAGUACUAACUAUAGACACCUGCACCCUGUAGCUGACGGCACCAGGUUUUGUUUUUGAAGGUCUUUAAAUUACAUUUGUUUGGUACAAGAAGCAUCUCCACCCGCCGAGGUCCAAGACUUUGGUGGUUGAUCGCCUCAUGCAUAGGCCCAGCAGCAUGUCCAUUAGGGCUGCAUUUGCUUUCACAUGCCACUACGAAAGGCACUGCGAGCAUCGUUGUUUGGCAUGGUGAAGAAUAAUAUUCGAACGCUGCGGAUGGACGGUGGUCUAGAAAUAAGAGAGCGACUACUGAGACGGGCUGGGAUGGUGCUGGUGGAAUGCGGCGAGAUGCUGGGUGGCGAAAUGCAUGGGGGGAAUGGAGUGGGGAGUGCCUUCGAGACGCUUGCGCAGUAUCCGGUUGCCCUCCUCGAGCCCGCGGAUGAACUGCACGGCGUGCGACAGAAUGACGGCCUUGCUGGGCGUGCUCUGAGCAGUGCCCGGGUGGUUGCCGAGCGCUGGAUCACGCAGAGUCGUCACCAGCGUCAUCAGCUCUGCAUAGCCCUGGCGGAUCUGGUUGCGGCGGCGCUGCUCCGACGCAAUGUGGUUGGCGCGCCGCUCGUCCUCAGUCAGAAUAACGCGCUGCGAGUUUUUCUUGCUGUCUCGCCGCUUGACGCCGGCCAUGCCAUCGUCGCUGUCACCAAACGACAUUGCUUUCUCGCGGGUCUCCUGCACGGCGCUGCCGUCGGCUGCAGGCGAUGUGCCCGGGAACGAGGCUGUUUGUGGAGACAUGAUCGACAUCAUUGGCGUAGCCGGCGACGGCCGACUGCUGGCGAGCAUUCCGCCUGUGCUGAUAAUCGGCGCUUCGUGCAGAGGCGGGCGCGGAAGGCCGCCGCGGUUUUUCCUUGGCUGGUCGACCUGGUCAUGCGACGCCUUGCGUUUCACAGACAUCUCCGACUCGGACGAUCGGCUUCGGGUACGGCAGCGUUGCUGAUGUGGGCACAGUGGGGCUCAUCACCGAACCCAUGGGGAAUGCGCUCGAGAAGCCCGAUGGCGAGUACAUCUGGUCAUGGCCAUACAUGCCAGCCGUGGCGGGUCCAGCCAUCGCCAGGGAGGCAAGCGUCUGCGGGUCGCGGAAUUGACUGGUGCUCGGCAUGCUUGACAGCGGCGCCGAGUUUGGCACAUACGUCUCGCUCUGGUGAUCCUGGUUCUGCAUCAGCCAGGACGACACCUUGUGCAGUUCCUCCGACAUCACGUUGCCCAGCGACAAGGGCGCUGUGCUGCCCAGGCUGUAGUCAAAGUAUGGUCGCCGCUGCAUCGGGACCAUGCCGCCCACGGUGCCGCGGCUAUGGGCGCCAGACGCGCCAGGCGAGUUCAUGCGCGCAAAGUUCUGUGUUCCGUCGUGAGCUGCUUCGUCGAGUGAGAGAUGCGGGAUGGCGUCGUCCAUGGUGCCCAGCAUUCCGGCGCCCACUCCCAUGCCCAUGCCCAUGCUGGUCAGGUCACUGCGUGCGCUAAAGUUUUGCAUUGGCGGUGGUGAUCCGAGGUACGUUCCAAUAUCGAAUCCGUCGGCGUCAAAGCUGCUGAGGAAUGACUGCAGGUACGACUCUUCGUUCGUGUCAAAUAGUGUAUCGAUCGGGGCGGGCGGCUGGGCGGCUCCGGGUUGGCUGGUCUGUUCGAUCUGCUGCGUGUCCGCCAGGAACGAAAGCUGUUGUUGCUGGGCGAGAAUGUUGGCCGCGGCUGAAGCCUGCUGUUGCUGCUGUUGCUGCUGGGUGGGCUGGGGGUCACUCGUAGAUAUCUGGUGGUUCUGGGCAGCGAUGUUUGUGCUGCUGGCUUGCGUCUGUUGGUCGGUCGGCGA
Molecule: messenger RNA, 1873 nt
Organism: Linderina pennispora
Lineage: Eukaryota; Fungi; Kickxellomycota; Kickxellomycetes; Kickxellales; Kickxellaceae
Exons: 1
Coding region: 229-1533 (434 amino acids)
Source: RefSeq, a predicted model, not a curated record